UCCGCCUAGGCCGCUCUAGCCGGCCUCUCGCAGCUCAGAGGUCCUAGGCCCUCCGGCGCGGCGCAGGAUGGCCGCUGCGGUGCGGCGGGGCGCGGAGCCGUGGAACAGCGUGAGGAUCCCGCAGGCGGGGAGCAGCAGCACACUGACGGUGCAGGACCGCAGCGCCACCCUAGACAUUUGCACUGCAGCUGUGGUGAAAGGGUGCCGUCUCGUCACACGGUCACUCAGGAGCCGGACCUUAGAUGCCGAAGUUGACGUGUUGUGCUCCGUCCUCUACAGCAAUCACAACAGAUUGGGCCACCACAAGCCCCAUUUGGCUCUCCGACAGGUAGAACAGUGCUUAAAGCGUUUGAAAAACAUGCAUUUGGAGGGCUCAAUUGAAGACUUGUCACAGCUGUUGUCUGCCAAUGAAGCUCAGCCUGGAGUUACCGAAAGCCAUGCCGUCCCCAGCCAGCCGGUGGUGGAGGUGGUGCUGAUGAAGGUUUUGGGAGGCUGCAAGUUGUUACUGCGCUUGCUGGACUGCUGCUUCAAGGCAUUCCGAUUGACCGUGAAGCAUUUGGUACUGCAGGAAUUCAUUAUUUUGAACCUUGUGAUGAUUGGGCUGGUGAGCAGGUUAUGGGUUCUCCAUAAGGGACUUUUAAGGAGGCUGACUUCCUUGUAUGAGCCACUGUUUGGAUUGCUUCAGGAGGUCUCCAGGAUCCAGCCCAUGCCUUACUUCAAAGACUUUGCCUUUCCCUCUGAUAUUACCGACUUUCUAGGGCCACCCUACACUGACCUCUUCAAGGGCAAACCGCCUGCAGCUGUUACCACUAAAGGAGUAACUAAGUUACUAAAUAAACUGUUUUCAAUGAAAGGCCAACUGCCAAAGAUCAAUGAAGACACUUUAGAUAGAAUUUCCCAAACACCUGAACAAAAGAAGUUCUAUCUGCAGGGAAGUGUGGACCUGGGACAGCCAGUGAAAACGACUAAAAAGACCAAGAACGAAAAGCCACCGGGAUUUGACGUGCGGGCUUUGUGCACAAGGCUGGGAAACAAGGCUACUCAGGAGACCAGCCUUGAGUUGAAAUGCUCUCAAUCCAGAUUUAAGACAAGCAAACUUUCCUCUCAAAAGCUGACAAGAACUUCCCGGGCUGCUCACAAUAUUGUGCAGAGAAUCCGGGUAACCCAGACUUUCACCCAGCUUUCUGAAGAAAUCCAAAUGGCAGUCGUGUGGUGCCGAAGCAAAAAGCUCAAGGCUCAGGCCACCUAUCUGGGCAGCAAACUUCUUAAGAGUAACAGGCUCAGACAUGUGGAAGCUCAGGGUUACAGCUUACCAAAGAAGCUACAGUGCAUGAAAACAUCUCUUUGCAACUGCCUUCUUCGAGGCUCCAUUGUCAGCACUUCAAAGUGUCCUUCCAGACAAGGAAGAUCAAAGCAUAAAGUUUUAUCGAGACAAAGGAAACCGCAGAGAAAGUUGCAGUCAACUCUUUUAAAGGAAACCCAGCAGGUCCCUGAAGGGACUCUGAAGAACUUGAGGGGCACCAGUGCUAAGUGGAGCCGCUCAGAUGGGACAGUUCAGAGGACAGAUGUCUGUCCUAACAGAAAGCAGGUCUUGAGAAGACUUUCAAAGCCUGUCCUAAAAACAAAGGAGAUGGGGAUCCACAGGAAUCUCACAGCAGGCAGUGGAAAUGAAACUGCUUUGCGGACAAAGAGACAAACACACACACACAGUGUGCCAGAAGCUGCUAAAGAGGCAGAUGACAUUGAUGAUAUUUUUGCUUUGAUGGGAGUGUAGCUGUGCAUAUGUGAAACUGUGAGCCAAGCUGGUUCGGGGUUCUGCUGUUUUAACUGUUUUAAGCGGGACUGCUGAGAGCUGGAAGCACUGCUUGGCCAGGAGCUGCUUCUGUGCAACAUUCCACAGGAGUGCACGCCAGUUCAAUAAACCUUUACAACAGCAGCACGGUCAGCUCGUCAGUUAGUGUUUGCUUGGCUUUGACUGAGGAGGCUGUGCAAUAUGAUGAAAAGUGUCACUGUCUGCCCCUGAGUAACACCUACCUUCUUGACUGAAGCAAAUCCUUGUCCUGAGACUGCUCACAAAGUCCUCCGCACCAAGCACCAGUGUCCUGGUGGCCAGGCCUGCUGGGCAAGCUUUCCUCCGACUUCACCACUCCUAUUCUCUUCCAUCACCUCACAAGAACUGCUACCAUGAGAAGCUUUGAUAGCUCUGCUUCUGGCGGAAGAAUGUUUUUGGAUGUAACUCUUCUGACACCUAUGCUUUGCUUUGUGGUUUUAAAAAAAUUUUCUUUGCUUUAAAUACUGCUAAUUAGGAUAAAACAGACUAUUAAUUAUAAAGCAAAUGAAAACAUUUAUCACGGAGUUUUAAAAAGGCACAAAGUUGUACAGCCUUACCGCAGCUCUAACGUCCUGACAGCAGUCUCGCUUUGAAACACUAAGACACUCCAUGAAGAGUUGAUCUCUAUAAGAAAUCUGCUCCUGUGAGCUGCAGGUCAAAGCCAGUCUUCCUGUUCUAAAUCCAUAGUACAGUGAUUCUAAGCUGUCCCCCUGACCGUAAAUUCAUUUCCUCACUUAAAGCUAGGUCUUGUUUAUCUCUGCUAUUUGUUUCAGGGUAGGAUGCUUUUUGUGAUAAAAGCCUAUGUGUUUUGCUGUGUCCUUUGGUUGGUUUGGGCUUGCAAACAUACAGCUGUCAUCCACAUAUGUAACUUGUUAGCUUUCAAAGCUAAGGUGCUGAUAGCCAUCAGUGAGGUAAGCAAACAUCAGGUGAUUUUCCCAAGGACCACGUAAUAACACACACUAGGAGAACCUGAAUCCUGGAUUCUGAUCAUCAAUCCUGUGUUCACCCAAAGGGCAGUGAACAGUUCUACCUGACUGGUGUUUCCAUAAACUGGCAAAUUUUGAGAAUUUUUUCAUAUUCAAAUAAAGACUAGAGGAAGAAUUAUAAGCAUACAUGAGAUCCUUUACUUUUCUACUUACCUAUGCAUGCUUUACAGAAAGGCACCCCACCUUACCUAGUUCACAUUCACAACAUUAAAGAUGGUAGACAUUUUGUAUAAGACAAAAAACUAAUAAUAUAACAAACCUCUCUACAUAGUAGUAACAGAGUCUCACUUCAUGUAUUUCUAUAUGCUCUUGGACUUGUCAGUUUGUUAAAAUAGAAAAAGCAGCUAGCAUCUGUCCUAAUGAACAUUAUGAUUUAAUUAUAACCCUCACCCCCAACAAAUUCAUUUUUGC
Molecule: messenger RNA, 3228 nt
Organism: Onychomys torridus (southern grasshopper mouse)
Lineage: Eukaryota; Metazoa; Chordata; Mammalia; Rodentia; Cricetidae
Gene: Rmp64
Product: nucleolus and neural progenitor protein
Exons: 10
Coding region: 68-1774 (568 amino acids)
Biological process (GO): positive regulation of Notch signaling pathway
Cellular component (GO): nucleus
Source: RefSeq, a predicted model, not a curated record